AAUGUGGGAGAAGCCUCGCUGACUUCGCGAAAUUUUGUGGGAAUUGCGGAGCUCAAGUUCAACAUGUUAAAGAUAAAGAUUCAGCUACAAGUGGCAGUCGGGCAAUAGAGGUUGGAUGUCUCUCACCAGAUGCAAAGAAAAGCCUUGCAAUACUGAAAGCAAAAUAUUUGCCAAAGAAGAAAGAGAUAAAAGAAAAGAAAGGGGAGAGGAGCAGUGUGAAUGAAAUACAAAUCCAAAUUAUGGAUGGAAAGAAAAAGGCACUUAAACGAGCAUUUCCUAGUGAAACUGGUUUAACAGGGACUUUAAAGAUGCCAGUAAAACCUGGAGAAAAUGCGAAGGACUGGAUGAAAAGAUUAACUAGCCAAUUCAGGGGAAAGAUAUCCUUUGUCCCUUUUAUUAUGGGACCAGGGGGUUUACAGGAAUUAAGUGAACCUGCAGCAUUUAAUAUAGAAAAUCUUUCUGCUUUAAAAACCCAAAGGAAGGCCAAGAUAUAUGCCUUAGCUAAAGGAAAAGGACCAGGAACUACCAAAGAUUUCUUCACCGAGAACAAUAUCUGAUGAAACAGACAGUGAGUCCUCAGAAAUGGAGUUUGUAAUGGAAAAGUCAAAAAAAGAAUUACCACAAAUUUUUUCCAAGAAAAUGAGGAAGAGGAAAAAGUCUGCAGCUAAGCCGGUGGAAGAAUAUUCAGUACAUAUUUCUGAUGAUUCUGACCUACCAGACAUCCCCUCAGAUAUUACAGAUCCAAAGUGUGACUCUAAUUUGAAAACAUCCACUCCAAAGAAAAGUGCAUGGUCUACUGCUACGGUUACCACUGAAGAUAAAAUACAGAAUUUCAAAUCCAUUCCAAAAGAAAGUGCAUGUUCUACUGCUACAGUUACAAAUGAAGAUAAAAUACAGAAUUUCAAAUCCAUUCCAAAAGAAAGUGCAUGUUCUACUGCUACGGUUACCAAUGACGAUAAAAUACAGUUGAUGGAGUCACCUAAUUCAUAUUUUGAGCAAGGGCAGUCUCAUUUGUCACCUGAGAAAGAGAUCAUAGACCAGGAGAUAAAAAAGCUUUUUGAUCUCAUGGACAUGAAGAUAAAGAGAAAAAAGAUGGCUGAUGAUGCUGUCAUUUCCUAUCCUCGUAAAGAGGAUCGGAAAUUCAUUACCAUUAUUUAUGAAGAUCAUGGAGGGAUGUCUUUUACAAGACCGUUUUGUAAAGACGACACUCUGCAGAGUAUUUUCACAUAUAUAUGCAGGGAAGUAGAGGCAGAAAUCCUGCCACCUGUCUUCCACCUGGAGUGUGUGAAUCCACUGAAAUGUCUGGUUGAAGGUUGCAAACAUUGUUAUGAGCUGGAAGCCAGCCACCAUGAGUUUAUUUCUUCACUGCCAGAUGUAUUAAUUCUUAAAGAAGGGAACUUCUUAAUGGAUGAUACAAUGACCAAUUUUGGAAAUGUGCUCAUGUAAGGGACAGGACCUUCACCACCAAAACGUGUAUAUCUACACUAGCUCUAAUUAUCUCUACACAUGUAGUGUGUUGUUCAUCAUUAAAUACAUAUUGUUUCCAUAACUUUUAUGAUACAUGUAUUAUGUACAUUGAAAUGAAUAUUAUCAUGUACAUUAAAAGAAUUGCUCAAAGAAAAUUUAAAAGGAAAUCAUUUUAAGGUAAUUUGAAUGUUAGCCACAGAUCAGUUUCUCUUAUUUCUUUUUUAUUUGUCACAAUGGGUUAUCAUAAUUUCUUCUCCUUUAAUUGUUUUUACGUCUCUUCUUACUGGUAUUUAUAUGCAAUAGUUUUCCUUACAUGAAAGA
This is a messenger RNA of Saccostrea echinata, 1788 nucleotides long. RefSeq lists its product as uncharacterized. The record is from RefSeq and is a predicted model, not a curated record. Lineage: Eukaryota; Metazoa; Mollusca; Bivalvia; Ostreida; Ostreidae. Bases 583 to 1446 code for a protein of 287 amino acids. The transcript has 18 exons.